Molecule: messenger RNA, 1755 nt
Organism: Humulus lupulus (European hop)
Lineage: Eukaryota; Viridiplantae; Streptophyta; Magnoliopsida; Rosales; Cannabaceae
Product: protein-tyrosine-phosphatase IBR5
Exons: 5
Coding region: 652-1470 (272 amino acids)
Biological process (GO): auxin-activated signaling pathway; abscisic acid-activated signaling pathway; negative regulation of MAP kinase activity
Cellular component (GO): nucleus
Molecular function (GO): protein tyrosine/serine/threonine phosphatase activity; MAP kinase phosphatase activity
Source: RefSeq, a predicted model, not a curated record
AUUAGGUACUAAUGGGUUUGCAGAGACCCCAACACCAAGAAACUCGGUUUUAUGGCUUUACCCCCAGCCACUCUCACUUAACUGAUGACGAUCAAAAGAAAACGAAAUCUGGGCUGUUCCAUUCAUUUUCACUAAUAUCCUAUAUAUAUGUACACACACACAGUUAUACACAUCACACAUGCCUAUCGACAUAAGUCUCGCUCCACGCCACCACGUUAUAUAUAUGUAAAUAUAAUAUAUAUAUACAUAAAUAGAGAGUCUCUGGUCUGAUUUCGUGGCUUCGUUACUCGACUGAUGUAAGGCGAACGGUUUGAGACCCAAAAGCCAAAUCCAAUUUACUCAUCCAGCUCACUCAAUCUCAUCAAAGAAGAAAGGCGGAAGCUUCGUCGUCACGCUCUGGUGCUUCUUUCACUCUUUCGCUUUCUCUCUCCUUUAUUGCACUUGGUCAAGCACAAUCUUCGAAAAACCCAACUUUUAUUUUUCUCUCUCUCUUAUCGAAGCUGUAUCUGUGACUGUAUAUACAUAUAAAUACAUAUAGACACUUUGCUUUGGUGUUUCACGAUCUGGGUCUUGCUCGUUUUUUGAAUUUGAAUCCUUUUCCUUAUCUGGGUCUUAGUCCAAAUCCCUAUUUAUUAAAGAAAACAAACCGCUAUGAGGAAGAGGGAGAGGGAGAACCCUUGUGGGGUUUGUGGGCACUAUCACAAGUAUGAAGAAGGGGAGGUUUGUGGGAUCUGUGGCCAUCGGAUUCCGGUCUCCUCCGAAAAAACUUCGAUCCAAGUUAGCGCUUUUCCGUCCGAGAUCUUGCCGGAUUUUCUUUAUCUGGGUAGCUAUGAUAACGCUUCUCGUUCUGAGCUUCUCAAGACUCAAGGAAUCUCUCGUGUUUUAAACACUGUACCUGCUUGUCAAAAUCUCUACAAAAAUUCCUUCACCUAUCACUGCCUCCAAGAUGAAGUAACUUUACAAUUUGAUGAUGCAAACCAGUUUUUAGAGCAAUGUGAAAAGGACAAGGCUCGUGUGCUAGUGCACUGUAUGUCGGGUAGAAAUAGGUCGCCAGCUGUUGUGAUGGCAUACUUGAUGAAAUCCAGAGGAUGGAGGCUAGCUCAGAGUUAUCAGUGGGUGAAAGAACGGAGACCAUCUGUUCAGUUAACCGAAGCUGUCUCGCAGCAAUUGCAGGAGUAUGAGAGGAAGAUUUUCGGAUCAAUUGAUAAUAGCAAUCCCACCCAACCCAUUUUCCUGUCUGUUGCCGCACCUUUGUUCAACAUAGGCUUCCCAAAAAUCAACGAUCCAGUUCCCGUCCCCGCUUUCAACACCGUCAGUGCUCCCUCCAUUUUUGAGCGUCUGCCUACAAGUAUUCCGCCUAAUGAGUUCACAUUUGGAGCAAUUCCGGCUCAAAGUGAAAUUGCAGCAGGCCCUGUCAAUGCUAAUCCCCCAAGUUCAGCUGCAAAUGAUAUUCAAAUGGACAGUUCUUGAUUUUUUUCUUUUUUUUUUUUUGGCUAGUGGUCUUUUAAUACUUAUUGAAUAUAAAGCAUGGUCAGAAGUUUAAGUCCGGAGUUGGAUGAGUUCUGUGGAUUUGAAUGUAAAGUGGGAGUGACUGCUUUGGUUUGUAAGGUUUGAUGUGGUAAAAAGCCAUAUUGCCUUGAUCAUCUCUCUCUCAUUCUCACUGUCGUUUUACAAGGGCAACAAUUUUUUUAUCGACUCUUGUGCUUAUACAAAUGUAAUCUUCCUACUUUAAAAAGGUACCUUCGUUUCGGUUCA